AUGGAAUUUUUUGCUGAAGAAAAAGAGAGUAUUGUUGCUAUGGGCAAUGGUUCUGGCGCCGAUGAAGGUGAAAGUGAAGGUGAAAUAGUGAAGGCUCCUCUUCACAACUUUGAUUUACCUUCUUCUUUGAAGUGGGGUUCUCAGCGUCAACUCAGGUGUCAAAAGGUCACUGACAAUGGCGACGGAUCCUCGCAGAGGGAGAUGGUUUCUACACUGGAGAGUGCAAUGGAGAGGAUAAGCAUUUUAAGGAUUGCUUACGGUGAUGAUGAAGGGGUCGAUGCUAUGCGGGAGAGGUUGACACUUGAUUUGAAGGCCGAAGCUAGAAGGAUGAAAGAUGUCGUUUUGAAAAAGGAGAAAGAGAACAGUGUUGGUAGUGGUGGUGAAGGGUCGUCAAAGGCUGCUGCAAGAGAGAAAUCAUGGAAUUUUAGGACUAGGAAAGGUGUUGCUAGAGAGGCUGGAAAGGGGUUGAAGAUUGAUGAAAAGAAACCCAACAUAUCGUCGCCGUUAAAAGGUGGUGGUUCUACUGAGAAGAAGACGAUGAAGUUUUCUUUGUCGUUAACAAAGAAGGAGAUUGAGGAAGAUUUCAUCAAGAUGACAGGUCAAAAGCCUCCUAGAAGGCCCAAAAGGGGACCUAAAAAUACCCUUUUCCCUGGUGCGUGGUUGUCUCAGGUUAAUGCUGAUUCCUACAAGGUUCCUGAUGCUCCUGAGAAUGGCAAGUUUCUGGUUCUGCAAUGCUUUCAUCAAGCUUUGUAG
This is a messenger RNA of Medicago truncatula (barrel medic), 753 nucleotides long. RefSeq lists its product as uncharacterized. The coding region runs from base 1 to 753 and encodes 250 amino acids. The transcript is spliced from 3 exons. Lineage: Eukaryota; Viridiplantae; Streptophyta; Magnoliopsida; Fabales; Fabaceae. The record is from RefSeq and is a predicted model, not a curated record.